Molecule: messenger RNA, 1981 nt
Organism: Eublepharis macularius
Lineage: Eukaryota; Metazoa; Chordata; Lepidosauria; Squamata; Eublepharidae
Gene: TIMP4
Product: TIMP metallopeptidase inhibitor 4
Exons: 5
Coding region: 187-852 (221 amino acids)
Biological process (GO): negative regulation of endopeptidase activity; negative regulation of membrane protein ectodomain proteolysis
Cellular component (GO): extracellular matrix
Molecular function (GO): metalloendopeptidase inhibitor activity; protease binding
Source: RefSeq, a predicted model, not a curated record
AGGGCUCUACCCCCCCCCCACCUACCACAACCAAAAAAAGAGGGGGGGAAAGCAUUUUGAGUCUGCUGAAAUUGAACUGCUGCUUGCACAAAGAAGAAACUAGACAGUCAUUAGGAAGUUUAGAUAUCAAGUCAAGAGUGAAAGAACAUUUCUUCAAGCUGGCCAGCAAGCAGUGUUUUAAGCAGCAUGAAUCCUCUGUUCGGUACCUUGUUAUUUUCACUGUUACUUCUUCUAACCCUCAGGAUUCAAGAGCUGAUAGAAGCUUGCAGCUGCGCCCCUGCCCAUCCACAGCAGCUCAUCUGUGAUUCUGCUUUAGUGAUUCGAGCAAAAAUUUCCAGUGAAAAGGUGGUUCCAGCAAAUGAUGACCCUCUUGACACUCACAAAAUGAUCCAAUAUGAAAUCAAACAAAUCAAGAUGUUUAAAGGAUUUGAAAAGUUGAAAGAUAUUCAGUAUGUUUACACACCUUUUGAUUCUUCUCUCUGUGGAGUGAAAUUAGAAGCCAAUAACAAGAAGCAAUACCUCCUUACAGGGCAAAUUUUAAAUGAUGGCAAAGUUCUUAUCCAUUUGUGUAAUUACAUUGAACCAUGGGAUGACUUAACACUUUCCCAAAAGAAAAGUCUAAAUCAGAGAUACCAAAUGGGCUGCGGCUGUAAAAUUUCGACCUGCUACACAGUGCCCUGUUCCAUCUCUACACCCAAUGAAUGCCUGUGGGUAGACUGGUUAAUAGAGAGGAAGCUCUAUGGGCAUCAAGCAAAACAUUAUGCCUGUAUUAAGCGCAAUGAUGGAACAUGCAGUUGGUAUCGAGGUGGCCCUCUUCCAGAGAAAGAGUUUAUUGACAUGAGUGAACCAUGAAUUUUGUUAACUUCAUGCAAUGCUGUGUGCACAUUGCUUUGAACUUUCAACAGCUAUCUGUUACUUAGAAACAGAAACAAGUUCUGCUGUGUAAAUAAAGUACAGUGUUCAUAGAAUUGGCAUCCAGACAAGUGGAGGAACCAUCUUUUGGAGACAGCUGUCUCUACAUUUCUUUUCUAGAGAGGAGCUAUGUGGAAACUCAUUGUUUUUUAAAUGCAUAAUAACUUUAUUUUUUAUCAAAAUGGAUGUAUGUAUACACAAGAUUGAUCAAAAUUUGGACUCCUGAUAAGAAACUAAAUAAAAAACACCUUGUUUUCAUCCAAAACAGAAUUCCUAAGAACAUUAGUGUUGUUUUGAUAUAGACAUUUUUCGUUAGUGCAGCAUUCUGUGAUAAAAGGACUUGGACAGGAUAUAUGUAAGACGCACUGUAAUAAUUUGCUGUAGGAUCCAAAAAAAAUAAUUUCCCCAUCUCAGUUGAUAUAAAUUAAAUGUUUCUGUGUAUGUGUGUGUUUUCUGUAUGUCGUUUACCAUGUCUUGUGUAGCGUUGCCUGUGCUUUGAAGGGGUUGUUCAUAACUAUGUUAUAAUACAUCUUUGACAGUUAAAAACAAAUCCAAUGGAAUUCAAUAUACUUUAAAAAGUUACUGAUGUUCCAUUAUGUAAUUUUGACAUUGACCUACCAGAAGAAAUGCCAUAGUAUGCUUUCUUGAAGUGAAUAUCCUACAGCUAAGGUGGAAGAAGUGGUUUAGAUUCUAAUUCUUAGAUAUUAUGUCUUGGAUCCUGUAAACUACUAUGUGGAGUCUGUGGAGCUGAAUCAUUCCUACCUUCCCCUUCCUCCAGCAGCUCUUUGUGAUCCUUGAGAAGCAGCAGAAACUCAGCAGAGAAUACUUUCCACUAAAUCAACAAGAAGGAAAUGAUUUAAUUUGAUUCUUCUUACUGCAGCUCCCCACGCUGUUGUGGUAUUUUGCCUCUGGGGUGCUCUAACCUUCAGAAUCGGUUUUGGAGGAAGAUAUAGGAAGUUGCCAAAGGAAAAGGAAGAGAAGGAAGAUCCCUAUCCAUAAAUUCAUAGUUCUGGUGACUGAUAAGAUCCAACCCUAUAUAUUUGUUCAAACAAGCUAUCAGUAGGUAAUA